GCUGAUCGGAGUCUUCCUCUCUGCAGCACUGCCCUGGUUAAAGCACGCGCCGGGUCUGUAAGCUUUCGGACAAGAUUAAGGUUUACGGAUUUGUGGGGCUCUUGCAUGCUAAUCGCAUUCUAUACUGUUAGACGACUGAAGAGAAAAUAAGAAAAUGGCUAACUAUCAUAAACCCGACGAGAAAAAACUGCAAGGCCUGAAGGAUAUUGCGAACAAGUUGAGGAUCCACUCCAUUAGGGCGACAUGUGCUUCCAACUCUGGACACCCCACCUCCUGCUGCAGUGCGGCUGAGAUCAUGUCUGUGCUGUUCUUCCACACCAUGCGCUACAAGGCCAGCGACCCGCGCAACGCCUGCAACGACCGCUUCAUCAUGAGCAAGGGUCACGCUGCUCCGGUCCUGUACGCCGCCUGGGUAGAGGCGGGGUUUGUGAAAGAGGCGGACAUUCUGAACCUGCGCAAGAUCGACUCCGAUCUGGAGGGACACCCCACCCCCAAGCUGGCGUUCGUUGACGUGGCAACGGGGUCCCUAGGACAGGGACUGGGAGCUGCCUGUGGGAUGGCCUACACUGGGAAACACUUUGACAAGGCCAGUUACCGGGUGUACUGCAUGCUGGGAGAUGGGGAGUGCUCGGAGGGAGCCGUGUGGGAGGCCAUGGCCUUCGCCUCCUACUACGGCCUGGACAACCUGGUGGCCAUCCUGGACGUGAACCGCCUGGGGCAGAGUGAGCCCGCCCCGCUGCAGCACGACGUCGACGCUUACCGCCGCCGCUGCGAGGCGUUCGGGUGGAACACCUACGUGGUGGACGGGCAUGACGUGGAGGAGCUGUGCAAGGCCCUGUGGCAGGCGCAGCAGCAGAAGGGCAAGCCUACCGCCAUCGUCGCCAAAACGUUCAAGGGCAAAGGGCUCCGAGGGAUUGAGAAUGAGGAUAACUGGCACGGGAAGCCCAUUCCCAAGGACCGCGUCGAUGCCCUGCUCGCUGACCUUAAGGGGCAGAUCCAGACCAACAAGCCGCUGUACCCAGAUCAGCCCGACGAUGACGUCCCCCACCUCGACCUGUCCCCCAUCCGCCUGCCCUCCCCACCUGCCCACAAAAAGGGGGACAAGAUUUCCACUCGCCGGGCGUACGGAGUGGCUCUGGCUCGGCUGGGUCAGGCCAGCUCCCGGGUGGUGGCACUGGAUGGAGACACCAAGAACUCCACCUUCUCCGAGACCUUCAAGAAGGCCCACCCCGAGCGCUACAUCGAGUGCUUCAUCGCUGAGCAGAACAUGGUGAGCGUGGCGAUCGGGUGCGCCACGCGGGACCGCACGGUCGCGUUCGCCAGCACGUUCGCCGCCUUCAUGUCGCGGGCCUACGACCAGAUCCGCAUGGCGGCCAUCUCGCAGUCCAACGUCAACCUGGUGGGCUCCCACUGCGGGGUUUCCAUCGGGGAAGAUGGGCCGUCUCAGAUGGCCCUGGAGGACUUGGCCAUGUUCAGGGCGGUCCCCACCUGCACCGUCUUCUACCCCUCAGACGGAGUCUCCACUGAGAGAGCUGUGGAGCUGGCAGCCAACACAAAGGGAAUCUGCUUCAUCAGGACGAGCAGGCCGGACACUCCAGUGAUCUACCGCUCAGAGGAGAAGUUUGCCGUUGGACAGGCCAAGGUAGUGCGGCAGUCGGACAGUGACAGGGUGACAGUCAUUGGCGCUGGAGUGACACUGCACGAGGCCCUGACUGCAGCCAAUCAGCUGGCCGGAGAAGGUGUGAAUAUCCGGGUCAUUGACCCGUUCACCAUCAAACCCCUGGACACGGCCACCAUCCUCCUGAGCGCCAGAGCAACCGGAGGCCGAGUCAUCACUGUGGAGGACCACUACAGAGAGGGUGGACUCGGUGAAGCAGUGUGUUCCGCUCUGGGGGAGGAGCCUGGCAUUGUAGUGCAGCGAUUGGCUGUCUCCGGCGUUCCGCGGAGCGGGAAGCCGCAGGAGCUGCUGGAGAUGUACGGCAUCAGCGCCCAGAACAUCGUGGCCGCCGUCCGGUCCGCCUUCGCCAACUGAUGGGGUGCGCGCCCAGCCCCCCCCCCCCACCACGCACCCUCUCCCCCGACAGCCCUGUUUUCGGCCUGGUUGUUACAGUCGUGUCCCCUUUCCUCCCCAAAGCGGGGAGCGUGUCAGGACAGGAGCCCCACUUCAGCGAGCUGCAGCGGUGACAUCAUAACCCUGUGACAUCGUAGCAACAUCGUAACAACAUAACCCUGCGUGGGUGGUGCAGUUUCCGCUUCACCCCACCCUUUACUUAAAGCUUGUCGAGUUUGAACCCUGCAUUCCUGUUCCUGUUUAUAUUCCCAAGCAUGUCCUCUACGUGACAAUGCAUUCCCUCCACUCUAACAUGAACAUUUGGGUAAAUCAACUUAAUUGGGUUUGACCAGUACGAAUAAGCAUCUCUUGACCUCUUUUGCAGAAAUGGAAUUAUGCCUAACUUGUGUGACCGGGCCGAGUGGAGUCAGGGAGAGGGGGUGGGCCAGUGGGGGCGGCGGCAUCGGCUGUGACCUCAGAGACGUGGGAGGAGCUUAGCCUCCUGACUGCGUCUCAUUGGUCAGGCCUAGUCCAGCUUCUCUUACAGUCUGUGUACGUGUCAGCAGUAAUGUAGUGGUUUGUCUGAUUUUAACAUUCCUCUUCUGCUUAAAUGUAACAUUCCUCUUGUGCUUAAAUGUAACAUUCCUUUUCUGCAGCUGUUUUGCUUUAGUGUGAGAAAAUCAGGAGCCUCUGUACUCCCAAAUUCCUCUGCCCGUUUUCUUCCGGAACGUUCUAUGGCUACAGUGUGUGACCUUGCCGUGACCUUGCCUGUGUGUUUGAUAUUUCCCUGUACUUACUGGCUUUGCUGAGGCUGUUUGGAGAUCUCAUAUCCUCUGGUUCAAUGGCAGGACACGGCAAGGCUGAAUAAUAGCAAACACUCGCUUUUGAAUUCCUGGAGUUGCUUCCCGGUGGCAGCAUGUGAAUCUUAAACCUUUCCAUCACCUAGGAUCUUUAACCUUUCCAGCUUCCUGGUUUGAAAUGACACUGCCUCUAAGGCUCGUAGGGAAAAUGUGUAGAAGCUAGGGCAUGAUCAGAUGUUUCUGAAACACUGUGAGCAGCUCCCGUUGCAGAAACACGUCACACUUGCGUUGCCGUAGUUACAGCUUGUGAGUGAUGAAUUAAACUGUGCGGAAACUCCCA
Messenger RNA from Anguilla anguilla (European eel), 3190 nucleotides. Its product is annotated as transketolase-like. NCBI's taxonomy places the organism in Eukaryota, Metazoa, Chordata, Actinopteri, Anguilliformes, Anguillidae. The coding region runs from base 155 to 2032 and encodes 625 amino acids. The transcript is spliced from 14 exons. Gene Ontology annotation, molecular function: thiamine pyrophosphate binding; transketolase activity. The record is from RefSeq and is a predicted model, not a curated record.